CGCGACAAUUGUAUUUAAUUUAUCUCAGUCGACAAUCGGCACAGGUCACAAGCUGGCGUACAUUAAGAGCAACAUGCACGUCUUUCGGAGGCUCAUUGUGGUGUUGGUCCUGACCACGGUGGGAUUACCGUUGUUCGCAGUUAAGAUCGAAGCCACCGGUCGGACGACAAAUCUGGAAGACCUCAUUUCGGGACGACAGUCGCAGCUUUCGUCGCCGUUCGGGAAUGACACAACAGUACGUUCGGAUCCAGUGGAACCGGAAGUGGUGUCCGCCAAAAUAGUGAAACGUGAUACCGCUAAUGGCUACUCGAGUACAACGUUUUGGGGUUGGUUGACUGGUCGAAACAACCCUGAUCCGUGCAUGAUGGCCUCGGUGGGCGGUGUCGUCGGUGGAGGCGCUUUGACGGGAGCUUUCGUAGGGGCCGGAAUUGGCAGUAUAUUCACCGGACCUGGCACUGUCAUCGGAGCUGUUGUCGGUGGAGUGGCAGGGCUGUUCGGAGGAGUCAGCAUCGGUCACCGGGCUGGUGCUGCCGUGUGUGAUACAUCUUGUGGUGAUCUAGAUCAAAGAGUGCAAUGCUAUAGUUAGUAAUAAAGAGUGAUAUU
Aedes albopictus (Asian tiger mosquito) is the source of this 603-nucleotide messenger RNA. RefSeq lists its product as uncharacterized. The coding region runs from base 74 to 586 and encodes 170 amino acids. The transcript has 2 exons. Lineage: Eukaryota; Metazoa; Arthropoda; Insecta; Diptera; Culicidae. The record is from RefSeq and is a predicted model, not a curated record.